Molecule: messenger RNA, 5201 nt
Organism: Hymenoscyphus albidus
Lineage: Eukaryota; Fungi; Ascomycota; Leotiomycetes; Helotiales; Helotiaceae
Source: the annotation of a GenBank genome assembly
AUGGACCCCGUGACCAUUCUAGGAGCCGUUGGAUCAGUAGUUGGGAUCGCAGCAUUUGGUCUUCAGCUCUCACAGUUCGUGAAUGACUUUUUGGGCCAAUACGAGCGAGCAAACGAAAAUCUCCAUGAUGUCUGUUAUGGUCUAGAACGAACGAUCGCAGUUCUCGACCAAAUUGAAGAAUUGCUCAAACUGGAGAAAGAGAAUCGUACUAGCAAAUCUGGGAAGCCAGAACUAUUUAACGACAAGGCGUUGGUUGAAGUCCGGAAGAACACCGACGCAUGCCUCAAGGUAUUUUGGAGAAUCGAGGCAGCUAUAUUGUAUGCCAAGGAAACUCCAAAAGACCUCGAGAAAAGACUCAAGGAACAACUUCAAGAAUUCCACGACAAAGUACAAAAAGGUGAAGAGAAGGGUUUAGCGGAUCGGAACAUAAUACGUUUAGCUAAACGGCGGAACAUGAAUCGCGUACAGAGAUUUGUGUAUACUUUCAGUACUGGAAAACAACUUACCAGGUAUCGGGACCAGCUUAAUUUCCUGCAACAGUCUUUGAGCUUGCUGCUUCAUGUUGUGCAGCUAGGAAUGUAUUUGAGAGCUCCGUGAGUCUUGAGAGCCUACAAUAUCCAACUUCGUACUAAAACUAUCAGGAAAACACCAGUGAACAGCUAUGAUGUGUUGAGCACGCGUGAGAUAAUAAAACUUACCGCUGAGAAGCGGCGACAGGCGAAGGAUAUGCUUAGCGACGAUGACGAUGACUUUGCCGAUACGAUGCCUCCACCUUACAAAACAUAUGACUCACAUAGACGUAGUGAUGAAAGUAGAAGAACCAAGCCGCACCGGGAUAAUUUUGGCAAGGAAGAAGAACGCAGACACAGACACAAAAUUCCGAACUCUCAAGAUUUCCGUCCACUGAGACGUCGGGCUAGUUCUACCGAGAAUGAUCUACAGAGAGGACGCACGGAGAAGCGCGGAACAUAUAUUAAUCGAACUAUCGACAAGCAAUUUAACGCUGCAAGUGCUUCUCCAAGAAGACGAGACGAAUUGAAAAUACAAGAGCGGUCUUCAGCCGAAAGUAUUGAAGCGCAUGCCGACUACGAGGUGAAAGGGGAAGUGGCUCAAAGGCAUAUGGAAGGCGAACUCCAGAAGGACCUAAAAAGGGCUCGGAAGGGAAAAAGGGUCACCGAACUGGAUUCACAGCUGGCGGACAGCAGUAAAAGUUAUCCUGAAAUACCAUUCUCACAAUCACCUACUCGUAUGGACGACGACGAGCUUCAUUCUAUGCGGCCUCAGCACGAUUCGGUUGUUGGUUCGCCUAUUGUUGAGCGACAGAAACAGGACAGCCCAUUUUCACGAAUCAGAACUCGUUUGGAAAAAGUCCCAGCUAAAUACCAAAAGCCGUCUGUUGUAGGUGUUCUCUGAUCAUUACAGGUACUACAGAUACUGAUUGGUAGUAGACUGAGCAGCUUCCCGACGAGUUUCAAGAGGAGAUUUCGGAUGUGGAUGAAGCUCUGCGAAACUUCGAGAAGAUAUACCAGCCAAAACCAAAAUCUCCGUCGAUGGAAGUGCUGCCUAAUCUCACGUCGAAAUCAUCACUCUUGAUCCCGCCGGCGGACGACCUUGGAAAACUGACUCCUGAAAUGGAGGCUGCACUCCUUGAUGAGCCGAUCCCAGUAUUGGAACAGGCUCUUCUGACAAAUGUAGCCAACUUACAGGUCUCGAACACUUCCAAUGGAGAGGAGGACACUCUUAACAAUAACCAUUCGCUCACUGAAUUGAUCUUCUCACCCAAAGAUAUGGAUGUGACAGCCUUUUCUUUGAGAACAGAGUACAAAUCUCGAAGGAAUGAGUCCGCGCAGCUUGAGAAUAAGAGAAAGGAGAAUCCAGGAGGCCCCGUUACUCCACGUACUAGUAUUCCACUAGGUGUAGAAGUUGCCAUUCCCCCGAAGACAUCUUCCAGCAGCUUGAAUUCGACUAUUGUAGAGCACCUAGAAGUGGAUCUAACCUGGACUGAAGAGUUAUCACAGAAGAAAAGCGAGGUCUCCCUUCAACAUGUGCCCGGUGCCUGGAUAGAUGACGACGAGAGUUUGGAUCCCAUUCGUUCCAAGUCUACGUCUAUCGCUGAGUACAGCUUACAGGAGGAUGUGGAAGGGAAUAAAGAGACCAUUAAUUGGGAAAAUGCAGUGAAGGUAGCUGAGCAAGGAGAAGCAAAGUUAGCGGUAAAAGAGCCCACGGAUUAUACACCCCCAAGACCUAGCGACCAAAGAAUUAAACCACGGCAUGUCGUUUCUUCAAAACAAGGUUCAAUCAUAGACCAUACUGAAACUCUACAACAGUCUGAAGAUCAGCCUAGGCAAUCGCCCGUGAAUGAGAAAAGCCAGCCCAAGAUAGCUAUCCAUAUCCCAUCAUCUCCGCAAACACGAGGACGCGGAAUGCCUUCACCCAAUUUAACCCUUCAAAGUAUGACAGCAAGAAAAAUGGGGAUGUCUCCCAAAGCACCUUCAAACCAAUCAGUAUCAGAAUCUCCGAAGACACCAACGCCGAUUAUAGACACGGGAUUCUCCAAAAAGCCGAUACGAUCAUCUUUAGACCAAACACCACAAGAGCGAAAAGAUGACCAAUUGGUCUCCAAAGUUGAAGGCCCUUCCCAAGAUGCGAGAGAGAUGGGCACUCAGCACAAGGAAGAAAAUAGACUAGCAGAGAUACGAAAUGUGCCACCGAUGGCCACGCUUGCACAGGACAAUGCUUGGACCGAGAAUUCGGAUUCGGUUGGAACGACGAAUAAAAUUUCAGAGUCUGAGAGAGAGGAACAGGAACAGGAUCCCAGCGCAAUUGAUCAACAAAUGGGGGGGACUGUCAAUCAAUCUGGUGGACUCUCUUCGCCUACGGUUCCAGAGUCUUUAACACCGCAGAUCCAUGUCACGCUAAGCGGCAUGGACUCGCCAAAAGGACUCUCCGAAAGAUGUACAACUUACUCUACCUCUGUUCUAAAUAACCAAGAAACUCCGCAUGAGCGAGACCAGAAAAUAGACGUUUUUCGGUUCCUCGUCCCUGAAGACGAUAUUGAUGCGCCUCAGGACUCGACUCCCAUGCAGAGAACAGACGAAAAGUUUGAAGAAACCAAAGACACGUCAAGUAUCGAUAUUGAAGCCGAGACAAGUAGCAUCAUUUCCUCAUUAUCGACACCUGGGAGAGAGCAAACGAGGCUUAGAGGCCUUUGGAGGAUCAAAACACCGCGUGACUUUGUGACACAGUCUGAUAUGGAAGAACUUUUCGGACGAGGAUCAUUCCUCACAGCCUUUGUUAUUCGCGGGAAAGACUACCAUAAGAUACCUUGUCCAGGACACUUCUCGUCGCGACAACGAGACCUAGAAAAGUCACAGUCAUCCGGACCAAUUUCGUGGAGGAGAUUUGCCUUUUUAACGACUGAUGAGAUGUCGGCACUGUCAGCAAUAACAUCUAGUGAAGAGAAUGUGCAACUAAGGACAUCUUUAGUACACUUGAAACGACUGCGAAAAGAAAAACUGAAAUUCUGGUCGAAUGAAAAUCGAGCGCUUGUUGCCAUAAUACAAAACCAAAAACCAGGCGUGCAGAAGUCGCCGCAAGAUAGGUUAGAAGACGACGAAGAUUCCGAAGAAGCUGUCACAUCACCAAAACUGGAGAAGUCAUCUAUACUAAGAACAAUGAAGGAAAUGCGUAACUCACCCAUGAGGGACGAAAAUAUUGAAAUCUUUGUCAUAUAUGCAGCAUUCACAAUUCGCGUACUUGAACCGCAGAAUGAAUACGGGGAUUGCUCUUCAGUACCGCCAACAGCGGACAGGGAAGGAUUUUCAGAGGCUGACAUUCUUCAAAGAAUAACAGAGCUGAAAAUGGAUGGUCCGCACGUAAUAGAAAAGAAACUAAAGCUGCUUAAAACUCAACAAACAGAGAUUGCGAAGAUUGUUCGAGACAUGAACAAGGAUGAGUGCGAGCCAGGGUUUAUCUGGAAUGUUGCCCAACUCGAAAGAAUUGAUGGUCAAGCUACUGGGCUACGAUCAGUGACUGUUUACUUCAGAAAAAGACCACUUGGAGUAGAGACAUUUAUAACGCCAGAGUUAUUCGAGGCACCUCGGCUCGAAAAAGCGUCCCCGAAACCAGCCACCUCAAAGACCUUGUUGCCAGUUAAUACUAAUGUUUAUGCUGGCCCAGCUGAAGUCCCUCGAAACGAUACUCCGCCAAUAAUACUAUCAGCCAGGAUAGCAGACAAUUCAGCCAACACAACUAGUGACCCUCCAGAAUUGACUCCCGUUAUGCCAUGGAAUACCAUGAAGCCGGGCACCGCUAGAAAAGCACCCGAGAGAAGGAGGACGCCUGAUCUAAGAGGAAAGAGCAUCACUGAGAGUUCGGCAAGCGUAUCAAGUGAAUGGUCGACUCUAUCUUCUAGCCUUUCUAGCUACCAGCCCAAGAAACGACGAACAGAAGCAAGCACAUAUAAUCCUUAUCGCCAUAAUCCUGAAAUACCCAUUCGAAACAUAAACAGCCUUCCAACAGGCCCUCAUUUUCCUAAUCCAUUUGAUAGCAGAAAUAGGAGUCUCUACUUCCAGGACCCACAAGUCCAAUAUUACUCUUCAUUCCACCCACCUGCCCCAGCCGCCAACUGGGCAAUGCCACCCCCCAUAGUACCACCCACAACACAGCCACACAGAGUACCAAUGACUAGAGCACCAUCGCCGCCCACUGCUCCUGAAAUAACAGAAAAAAGAGCGCACUUUGCUGACGACACAGAAGAUAAGAAAAACAAACGACCAGCAGUACCACCAUCAAGAAGGAAUAGCGAAAGCACGCAAGAACAAGAUCGGAGAACCCCUCAACACACUCAGAAAAAAUCCCCAGCACAACUAAGAACGCCAAAAUACCCUCCUUCGAACGCUUAUUCUGUAAGUGAAUACGAACCCUCGCAAUCUUCGCGAACAUUCUUUAGAAGGCAGGCAUUGCCAGGUCUAGAACCAGUUCGAAAGGACAGCAGGAAAUCUGCGCCACUGAAACGGCGUUCAAUGUUACCGUAUCCUGCGUCAUUUGAUAGUAGAUCGUUCAGAUUGGAGCCGACGGAGAGCGAGGUCUUACAGGAAGAUACGCGACUUGUGCGUGAUCUCUUACUAGAGUGGGUCCCCAAUGGUGAUGAGGAUGAAGACGGAGAAACAGACGGAGAUAAAGAGAAAGAUGAGAUAUGA